Messenger RNA from Lactuca sativa (garden lettuce), 1943 nucleotides. Its product is annotated as endoplasmic reticulum oxidoreductin-1. The record is from RefSeq and is a predicted model, not a curated record. Gene Ontology annotation, biological process: protein folding in endoplasmic reticulum. Lineage: Eukaryota; Viridiplantae; Streptophyta; Magnoliopsida; Asterales; Asteraceae. Gene Ontology annotation, cellular component: endoplasmic reticulum; endoplasmic reticulum membrane. Gene Ontology annotation, molecular function: FAD binding; protein-disulfide reductase activity; thiol oxidase activity.
UGCAUACCCUGCAAUUCUUCUUUACACCUUUCACAAUUGACAUGGCCGUUUCCAGGACCUACGCCCUACGGGUUUCUUGUUCGAGAAGCUGUUUUCUGUCGUUGCGUCGUCGGCGUUUCAAAUCAAUCCACAGAAAAAAAGUGUAUAUCAAAUUAUCAAUGCAUACGGAAAAAAAUAUGUUUAUAAGUGGCGAUUGAGACGAUCAAUUUUGGAUCAUUUCUUCACGUACAUACGCUAAUUGUGCAAGAGAAGCUAGGGUUUUGGGGAUUAUUGUUGAUAGGGGUUUUUUAGGUCUGUAAAAUCGAGUGAUUGCUGAUGGUGGAUGUGGAUGGUAAAGAGAACGAGGGUGGUAAUGGCGAUGAUAAGAAGAAGAAGAACCGUCUAAGGAUGCGAUGGGGAAUUAUCGGAGCUAUGAUCACAGUUUUAGUUGCCGUAUCUCUCAAUCCUUGGCGGAAUUCUCUCAAUCUAUCUCUCCUCCAUAAAUCGUACCUCUGUUCUGAGGAUACCUGUAAAUACACAGGCCUCAUUGAGGACUGUUGUUGCGACUUUGAAAGUGUUGAUGAUAUUAAUGGCGCAGUUCUACAUCCAUUGUUACAAGAGCUUGUUACCACUCCCUUCUUCCGAUACUUCAAGGUUAAAUUAUGGUGUGAUUGCCCUUUCUGGCCUGAUGAUGGAAUGUGUAAAAUGCGUGAUUGCAAUGUAUGCGAGUGUCCAGAACAUGAAUUCCCAGAAUCUUUUAAAACACCAUCAUUAAAUGUUCUUCCAAAAGAUGAUCCUGUAUGUCAAGAGGGAAAACCAGAAGCUACUGUGGAUCGAACCCUAGAUGACAAGUCAUUUAAAGGCUGGGUAGAAGUCGAUAAUCCAUGGACUCAUGAUGAUGAAACUGAUAAUGAAGAAAUGACGUAUGUGAAUCUGCAAUUAAAUCCCGAACAUCAUACUGGAUACACGGGUCCAUCAGCUAGAAGAAUAUGGGUUGCUAUAUACUCGGAACAUUGUCCAAGAUAUGCAUAUGGGGAGAUGUGCCCAGAGAAGAAAGUACUAUACAAGCUAAUAUCGGGUCUUCACUCCUCAAUUUCAAUCCACAUAGCUGCUGAUUAUCUUCUUGACAUAAAAAAUAAUAAGCGGGGUCCAAAUCUGAAAUUGAUGCGUGACCGAGUAUUGAAACAUCCUGAUCGCGUGCAAAAUCUUUACUUCACUUUUUUAUUCAUUCUUAGAGCUGUGACAAAAGCAGGUGGUUAUUUGAAUGAGGCGGAGUAUGAUUCAGGGAACGAUUUAGAGGAUAUGAAAGCGGGAGAAUUGAUAAGAAGAUUGGUGCAUAAUCCCAAAUUACAAGCUGCAUGUGCACUUCCAUUUAAUGAAGCUGAAUUAUGGCAAGGUCAAGGUGGGCCCAUGCUUAGGCAACAAAUCCAAAAUCAAUUUCUAAACAUCAGUGCAUUGAUGGACUGUGUGGGGUGUGAGAAGUGUCGGCUUUGGGGGAAACUUCAGGUUCUUGGUAUUGGAACGGCGUUAAAGAUUUUGUUUUCCGUUAAUGAUAAGGGAAACCCAGACCCAUAUUUGCUGUUACAAAGAAAUGAAGUGAUUGCUCUAGUUAAUUUACUAAAUCGGCUAUCGGAAUCUCUUAUGUUCGUUAAUAAAAUGGGGACUCCUGAUAAAGAAAUAAUCAGCAAACCAUGGGGAUUGUCGUCAGUGGCUUAUUGGUGGCCAAAAUCUAACCAACAAUUGUCAUUGUCAACAAACACCACUGACCCAUUUUGAUAAUGAGACAAGAUCAAAGUGAUGAUAAAAAAUUAGAGCAAAAUAUUAUAGUUUGAGCUUGAAUUUCAUUUCUUUGGUUAUUUGGUAUGUAACAUCAUUUCAUCUAAUGCUAUUGUUUUUUAAUUAUGUUAGAAAAAUUUUGUAAUUCUUUUUUUGAAAUCAAUAAAUAUGAAAAAUGAAAUUGUAGU